AUGACGGCUAACAAAUAUUCGGUUAUCUUGCCAACAUACAAUGAGAAAAGAAACCUUCCAAUCUUGGUAUACUUGUUGAACAAGACUUUCACUGAACAUAAGUUGGAGUGGGAGGUGAUUAUAGUUGACGACAAUUCUCCUGAUGGCACACAAGAAGUGGCCAAGAAACUCAUUGAUAUUUAUGGCUCAAAGCAUAUUCAGUUGCGCCCUCGUGCCGGAAAAUUGGGGCUUGGAACAGCCUAUGUACACGGAUUACAAUAUGUCACUGGUAAUUUUGUCAUUAUCAUGGAUGCGGAUUUCAGUCAUCAUCCUGAAGCUAUUCCUGAAUUUAUUGCUAAACAGAAAACCGAGGAUUACGAUAUUGUCACUGGAACCAGGUAUGCAGGAAAUGGUGGAGUUUACGGAUGGGACUUUAAGAGAAAGUUGAUUUCAAGAGGAGCCAACUUUUUAGCCACAGUUGUGUUGAGACCAAACGUUAGUGACUUGACGGGUAGUUUCAGGUUGUACAAGACAGAUGUUUUGAAAAAAAUUAUUGAUGUUACCCAGUCGAAAGGGUACGUGUUUCAGAUGGAAAUGAUGGUGAGGGCAAGAAGUUUGGGGUUCACCGUGGGAGAAGUGCCCAUCAGCUUUGUUGAUAGGUUGUAUGGUGAAAGUAAGCUAGGUGGAGACGAAAUAGUCCUGUAUGCCAAGGGAGUGUGGGCUUUAUUUACCAGUGUUUAA
This is a messenger RNA of Lodderomyces elongisporus, 720 nucleotides long. RefSeq names its product dolichyl-phosphate beta-D-mannosyltransferase (gene DPM1). The coding region runs from base 1 to 720 and encodes 239 amino acids. The transcript has a single exon. Gene Ontology annotation, molecular function: dolichyl-phosphate beta-D-mannosyltransferase activity. Gene Ontology annotation, biological process: dolichol-linked oligosaccharide biosynthetic process; GPI anchor biosynthetic process; protein O-linked glycosylation via mannose. NCBI's taxonomy places the organism in Eukaryota, Fungi, Ascomycota, Pichiomycetes, Serinales, Debaryomycetaceae. The record is from RefSeq and is a predicted model, not a curated record. Gene Ontology annotation, cellular component: endoplasmic reticulum membrane.